AUGCGGUUCCUCCUGUUGCUGGCCGUGUUGGCCACCGUAGGCUUGGCGGCAGUCUGCCGCGGCGGCGACUGCGACAAGCGGCUGAAACGCAACAUCUUCAAGAAGAACACGGAGGAUCACGGCGAUGGAACGGUUUCGGAACAUCAAGGUCGCAAGAAGCGCUUCGAGGAUGCUGUCAGAGAUGUCACAGUCCUGGAACACCAGGGGCGCAAGAAGCGCUCCGGCCAGAUUCUAAGCACAUUUGAACAUCAAGGUCGCAAGAAGCGCUUCGAGGAUGCGGUCAGGGACGACACGGUCCGGGCCCAUCAAGGUCGCAAGAAGCGCUCCGAGAAUGAUGUCUUGAUAAACAAGCCGACCCGCCGCCCAGCUCCUCGAUCUCGGAAGGACGAUGAACGCAAGAAGCGCGACGAACAGGAGAUUUUGUGUCUUCCUGUUGAUGGGCACGAGACACGCAAGAAGCGCUCGACCGAUGCCGACAACCUGAUGGUUUUGUGCAUUCCCAUCGAAGGGCAUCAAGGACGAAAGAAGCGCGCCGUGGAGACUUCUCAAAGCAAGAGGGGCUCCGGCUCCUGGGGCAAGGACGAUGGGAUCCAGCAUCAUCAGGGUCGCAAGAAGCGCUCAGAUGAGACGGACGAUGAAAUCCUGGGCCACCAAGGACGUAAGAAGCGCUCCGAAGAGACCGACGAGGGAAUCCUGAACCACCAAGGACGCAAGAAGCGCCAGGAUCAUGAUAUCGAUCGAGCUCAUCAAGGACGCAAGAAGCGCCAGGCGGUCCGUGGAGGGCGCAAA
Molecule: messenger RNA, 789 nt
Organism: Mesorhabditis spiculigera
Lineage: Eukaryota; Metazoa; Nematoda; Chromadorea; Rhabditida; Rhabditidae
Source: the annotation of a GenBank genome assembly